AUGGACCCACCAACCACCCCCAAAACCCCCGUCACCUCCAAGUACAUACCCAUCAUCACCAUCCUCGCCGUCGUCGUCUUCAUCACCCUGAUCGUCGACCUCAUCCGAGACAGGAAAUUUUCCCGCGAGCACGAAGAACGUAUGGCAAAACUGCGAAAAUCCGAAGAGACUCUCGACAGGCUCAGUAGGGAGGUGGAGAGGUACUGUCAGUGGAACGCGUUGCAGAGGGAGAUGGAGAUGGAGAAGGAGAUGUGGAGGGAGAGGGAGAUGGCGCUGGAGCAGGCGCGGAGGGAGAUGGGGUGGUGGUUGUUUUGGGUGGGGGGUGGAGGGGUUUAG
Zasmidium cellare ATCC 36951 is the source of this 336-nucleotide messenger RNA. RefSeq lists its product as uncharacterized. The coding region runs from base 1 to 336 and encodes 111 amino acids. The transcript is spliced from 2 exons. Lineage: Eukaryota; Fungi; Ascomycota; Dothideomycetes; Mycosphaerellales; Mycosphaerellaceae. The record is from RefSeq and is a predicted model, not a curated record.